AACCAAACAAGCGUCGUCAUUCAUUUCCUCACUCAGCGAGGCUAGGCAAGCUGGCCGUCAAGCUCAGGCCGUCAGGCGAUACAACUACAAGCCUACAGUGCCUACCCCUCCGCCGCCUAGAGAGAGAGAGGCCAGCGAUGACGAAGACGACGCCGCCGGCGUUCGUGUACCGGAUCAGCACGGCCGACGAGUGGGCGGAGUUUCAGCGCACGGGCGCCACCCUUGGAGGCGACCUCGACAGCUCCACCGGCUGCAUCCAUCUCAGCGACCUAAACCAGGUGAAGAUGACUUUAAAAAACUUUUUCCUUGGAAGGAAUGAUCUGUACCUACUGCAAAUUGAUACUUUCAAGCUUGCAGAUGGGUUAAUUUAUGAGCUAAGUGAUGGUGAUAACUAUUUUCCUCAUUUCUAUGGCCCUGGUCGGAGCUUUGCACCUCUUCAACUAGAUACUGUUGUGAAGGCAGACAAAAUAGAGUUUGCAGACAAUGAUUUUACCUGUGGUCUACUUGAUGGAAGUUAUCUCCCAAGCUGAUCUGUAGAGUCUCACCUUCAUCUUAGCAAUGCUCAUUUGAGUUCUCUGCCAAAGGUUAGUGUUUAAUAUGUCUAUAUAUGCAGAAGUCGGUCAUAUAUUUGAGUGACAGAUUGUACCAUCCAGAAUUUUCCACAGUUAUUCAUAUACUUUCUGGUGGAAGAUAAAAUAUGAAACUGUAUGUAAUUGACGCAUCAUGAUGGAUACGGAUGUUCAUUAUGCUAUAGCAAGUAGUACAAUGUGUACUUGCUGUCAUGUUACAUCCAGUGCCUGGUUGCAUAAACAAUAAGCACUAUAUGUUACCUUGGGUAACAUACUUGUAAUAAUGAUAUGAAUUCAAAAGGAGAAUGCCACUUCAAUUGUUUUU
Molecule: messenger RNA, 894 nt
Organism: Zea mays
Lineage: Eukaryota; Viridiplantae; Streptophyta; Magnoliopsida; Poales; Poaceae
Exons: 3
Coding region: 138-530 (130 amino acids)
Source: RefSeq, marked validated